CCGACGUGCUUGAGCGCUGUCCGCUGCGCAGAUCGGAGCAGUGCGAACACACUCGAACCUCAGCCGUGAACGUGUAGUGGAAGAGUGCAGAGUCAUGAAAGUGUUUGUAAACAUCAUUAGCUUCAUCCACACACAAGCUUUUGCCACCUGAUGUGGGACUGUCAUGCCACUGAGCUACACAUGGGAGGACAACAUUAAAUUACAGAAGCUAUUGGACAUUACAGUCUACAGAAUGAUUGCUCAAACAUCACUCUCAACAUCAAGAAGGAUAUCUGUGCGUCUUCUCCAUGGACAUCUGCUCCUAGGUUAAGUUCCUUUUUGGCACUCCACAGGCUGAGUUUACAAAACAGACACAAUGCCGUGGCCUUUCUCAGAGUCCAUUAAAAAGCGGGCCUGCAGGUACCUGUUGCAUCGGUACUUAGGCAAUUUCCUCCAAGAAAAACUGAGCUUGGACCAACUUAGCGUGGACCUCUACCAAGGCAAAGGUUCACUUGCACAAGUGCCCCUGGAUAAAUGGUCAUUGAAUGAGAUACUGGAGUCAGUGGAUGCUCCAUUUGAAGUGACUGAGGGCUUCAUCCAGGCCAUUUCCCUCACUGUACCAUGGGCCUCAUUGCUUCAGGACAACUGUGCUCUGGAAGUCAAAGGCUUGGAAAUGGUUUUCAGGCCAAGGCCUCGCAUGACAUCUGGUAUGGAGCCUAUGUACUGGUCUAGCUUCAUGACUAGCAGUAUGCAGCUGGCAAAGGAAUGUCUGAGUCAGAGACUAACCGAUGACCUGGGUGAAAGUUUUCAACCUCUGGAGGGUUUAGAGAAAUUUGCUGAAACAAUUGAGACAGUAUUGAGAAGAGUCAAGGUCACAUUUUUGGAUACAGUUCUAAAGAUUGAACAUGUUCCAGAAAAUUCCAAAACAGGAGUCGCCCUUGAAAUGAGAAUCAAAAGGAUGGUUUACUGUGAUGAAGCUGUUGAAGAGGGCUCAAGUGUAAACAUCCACCAACCCACAACAUUUGCACACAAAAACCUGACACUGGAAGGUGCAAAUGUUUUCUGGGAUGAGUUUUGUGAGACCUCCCGUACAAGUGUCAAGUCUUCCCCCACUCAGUCGGAAACUGAACCUAAAUUAUCCCCAAGCUGGAAUCCAAAAAUUAUCUGUGAGCCUCACCCACAGUUCACAGAGCCCGUAUGUGCCAGCACACCUUUUGAACCUGUGCAGGUGGGCUGCCUUAGUGGCAAACUGGAGCUGUCCCUGGUCCUGAAGCAGAAUGAAGCCAUGCCUGGAGCCAAGCUGGACAUUGAAGGGCAGAUUGAUUCACUGAUCUUGCUGCUUUCUCCACGGCAAGUCCACAUGCUACUGGAUAUGUUUGGAGUCUUCUCUAGCACAGCAGGGCAAAAAUGGUCUGGGUUGACUAAGGACAGAAAGAGUCGUCCCAUGCAGCAGGAAGAUGAGUACCGUCUCCACAUGGAGCUUAACCGCUGCUUAAAAAAGGAGACAAUGACUGCUGGUGCUGAACAGGACUUAUUUGAAAGCCAUACCACUAGGACAGUAUCAAGUAGAGCAGAAGAUGUAUUUUUCUCCAUGGCUGACAUGGACAUGUCACACAGCCUAUCAUCACUGCCCCCUCUUGGAGACCCACCCACUGUAGACCUGGAUCUGUCUCUUAACAGCAACUACUCCACCUCUCUGGGGGAGUCGCCCUCUGGCAAUGCAGAUACUGUGUGGGAUGAGUACCUGGAUAUGCCUAAACAAAAGGAGAAGCAAAGUCACGAAACACCAUUGUUCUCUAGAGACCCUCAGUGCCCUCAUAACCUGCCCAGACAGACCUCUCAUAUGUCUAAGGGCCACUGUGAUGAGUCCAGGCCUGAGCUGGUUUUCAGGCUAACAGUGGGCAAUCUCUGCCUGUCUGUGCUGCACAUCGAUCCUCUCCCACCCCCAGAUUCAACUCGCAGCUCUCUUGCACCAAUGGCCUCUGAAUUUUUCCACAUGAUGGCUAAUGAUCAGCUACAUCUAAGAGGGUUCCUCCAAGCACGAGCUCUUUUUGACCAGGCCUGCCCACAUGACCAUCUCAGGUUUAUAGGUCAGGAGUUAAAGGUAACAUAUGAGCAUUGCCAAGGCUCCAGUCUGCGCACUCUCAGCACGGAUCUGUCACUGAAGAGAAUGGAGUUGCUGGAAUGCCUUUAUCCCUCAGAGAAUCACGGUAGCACUGUGCAGAGUGGUGUGCAGUACACAGAGCUCUUAACAUUUGACGUUGCUACCAGCUGUGAUUCCCCUGCGCAAAGUUGUCUUCAUUUGUUCUACAAGUUAACAGAACGCAGAGGUCCACAGGGCGGGCAGGUGCGUCUGAGUGCUAUGCCCCGUAAAGCAGAGUUUCAGGUGGAGCUGGGCAAUGCUCGCUCAGAGUGUGACAUCAGUAUCGUGGACCGCCUACACUCCCUACUUCAGCCACAGAAACUGGCUACCACAGAAACCAUGGCCUCUCACAUGUAUACAUCCUAUAACAAGCAUGUUAGCCUUCACAAGGCUUUUGCGGAGGUCUUUUUGGAGGAUAGCCGCAGUCCCGCACACUGUUUGGUGGCGGUGUCUGUAAAUGCUCCUCAUCUUGUGCUAGUGGUACGGUUCCCUAUCCCAGACCUGCGCUCAGAUCAGGAGAGGGGCCCUUGGUUCAAAAAAUCUCUGCAAAAGGAGGUGUUACGCUUAGAGCUGGAAGACUUGGAGCUCAAAACUGAACUGAGUGGAAAUAGUUCACCUGAGCAGACCAAGAUAGAACUUAUCUUUAAGGAGCUCAGUGGUACAUUUCAGCAUGACAAAGAUCAAUUUGCAUCCAGGUUCUUACGUGUGUCACAUACUAUGGAGGAGAACAUGACCUCUUCUGACAGUGGCAAAUUUGAUUGGCCUAGAGUGGUCCUGAAGGUCAACCCCAUGGUUGUGCACUCCAUAUUGGAGCGGGUUACGGCUGAAGAGGAGGAAGCAGGGGCUGAAGGACAUUCGCAGGAGGAAGAGGAAGAGGAAGAAGGAGCUGCCCACUCUUUGAAGGAUGUGUGUGAUUUUGGUAAACCUGAGCCAUCCCCCUUUUCCUCAAGACGUGUUAUGUAUGAGAAUGAAGAGAUGGUCAUCCCCGGAGAUGUAAUGGAAAUGACAGAAUUCCAGGAGAAAACCAUGAGCAAUUCUCGUUACAUUCUUGAACUGUCAUUCCCCAAUGUGCAAAUAUCAUUACCUAAUAAGACCUUCUAUGAGAAACUAAACAACAGGAUAAAUAAUGACCUGCUGUUAUGGGAGCCUACAGCCCCAUCACCUGUGGAGACAGUGGAGAGCAUGCCGUAUGGGGGUGGCCUCUCUGUAGCCAGCCAGCUUAUUAAUACCUACAGCAAGGAGAGCUUCAGUCAGUUCAGAUCUCUUGGCCCUGAAGAAGAUGAAAGUGGUUCAGAAGAGGAGACUCUACCAUACUACACUCCAACUGAGCUGGGCUAUAGGAACAUGAAGAAAAGGAAGAAUAAGAUGCAGUCUAAGAACUCUCAGAGCCUGUUCUCUUUUCUGCUAUCUGUCAAUCACUGCCUUAUAUCAUUGCAAACAGAGGCUAAGCAAUCAGAUAAAGGUGUGCUGAAGAAUAAACAUGGGGAGUUCUGGAUGGAGGUGAAGAAUGGAGUUGUUUUUGGUGUGACACAGUACGAGGGUUAUAAAGACCAGCACUAUGUCUGUUUCCAUACAUCUGCAAUCUCUCUUUAUCACCAAGGCACAGUAGAAGGAGAUGUCCCUGUGUGGGAUGUAAAGUUGCCCUGCAGGAUGCGUCCUCACUGGUUGGAGCCUGUGUUGUAUGUAUGUGAGUCAGCGGCAGAAAGAGCGUCUCCCUCAGAAGGACUGAAUGUGGAGCCUCAGAGUAUGCUCUCACUUGCCCUCAAGAUUUCUUCUCAAAGUGUUGAACGCAAUGUAAAGGAGUUUUUGCUUGCUGUUGGAGUCAGAGGAGCUACAUUUCAGCAUCGAGUUGUGCCCACUAGUCUGGGUUGGUACGAUCAGAUAGUAGACUUUCUGAACGUGACAGAUGAGCCUGUGCUUGGCUAUACACCUCCAUCCUAUCUUACAACCCUUCACCUACAUCUAUGGAGCUGCUCCCUGGAUUACAGGCCAUUGUAUCUGCCUGUGAGAUCUCUGCUCACAGUGGAGACCUUUAGUAUCUCCAGCAGUGUGUCUUUGGAUCAUUCCUCCUCCUGUCUCCGAAUCAUUCUUGAUGAAGCAGCGCUGUUUCUGUCCGACAAAAGUAAUGCGGUGUCUGUCAACCUAGCCCGAGACUAUGUGCAGGUGGUUGAUAUGGGAACAUUAGAGCUGAGGAUCACAGCUGUCAAAACUGGCAUAGAUGGGGAGAGAGUAAGUCUUACAGACCCGAGGUUUGAGCUGCGCUGCUCAAGCGAUGUCAUUCACAUUCGGACCUGCUCAGACUCUUGUGCUGCACUCAUGAAUCUCAUCCAGUAUAUUGCCAGCUAUGGAGACCUGUUUCCCCCAUCCAGGAUGGAGAGCAAGGCUGGCAGCACCAAACAAAGAGCAAAGAUGGAGUCACUGAGCAAGCCCCAGUCCCAUGGUCCCCUGCUUCCAGAUGCUGAGCAGCAGAUGCUGCAAGAUCUGAUGAGUGAUGCCAUGGAGGAAACCGACUCGCUGCAGAGUCACACCUUACAGCCCAAUGGUGUACAUGUGGAUCAGACAAGUGAUCAAGACCCACCACUUUCUGAUCUCUUCCUCUUUCCUGAUGAGAGUGGCAGUGUGGGACAGGAUGCUUGUCAAGCCUACCCCAUACUGCAUUCACCCCUUAUCUCACCACCUUGCCCUAGCACACACCAUGACUCUGAUGACUUCUGCAUCUUGGACACACCAGGCUCUCGUGCAUUGGGAAGGGAUGAAGAGCCAGUGGUAAAGAAGCUGACAACCGAGCCCAUUGUGGUGUUGGACAACCAUUUUAAUGAGCCUCUACAGGGAAGCACAUCCAGCAGGGGCCCAAUGAACUUCCCUGUGCCUGAAGUCAGGUACCUGGUUAAGGAGAUUUCUGUGAUCUGGCACCUUUACGGAGGAAAGGACUUUGGCAGCGGAUCCCUCUCAUCUUCUCCGGCCCGCAGUAAAGGGUGUACUCCUCAUAGUUCUCCCUCCCAAACACCAGUAAGACAGGCUCGCAGUGGCUCCCGCUCUGGGGGGGGUUGGGCCAGGAAUCCAGAUGUGUUGAUGGAGAUCCAACUCAGCAAGGUACGGUUCCAACAUGAAGUCUACCCUCUGAUGGGCCCUGAGACAAGCACACUGUCUGAACAGCCUGUGUCCAGGCAGAUAUUCUCAGUGCAAGACCUGGAGAUUCGAGACAGACUGGCCUCCUCCAUGAUGAACAAGUUUCUUUAUCUGUACUCCAGCAAAGAGAUGCCCAGGAAAGCUCACUCCAACAUGCUAACAGUCAGAGUAUUGCACAUGCGUCCAGAGGCAGGUCAGGCUCCACAAGAGUGCUGCCUUCGUGUUUCUCUGAUGCCACUUCGUCUCAACAUUGACCAGGAUGCUUUGUUCUUUCUGAAGGAUUUCUUCACGUGUCUGGCUACAGAGGUCGAGAUGUUCUCCCCACCAGAACAGGAAGUAUUGUGUGUUUCCAUGAAAAAGCCCUCUGGUCCAGAGGUAGCAUGCACAUUUGCUAAAUCCAGUGGAGCAGCAGGUCACGGCACUGCACCAAUCAUAUCUGUGCCCACCCAAACCUCCGCCAGUCAAAACGGCCUUGAGCCAUCUGCCACAUCUUAUACUGACCAGCCUAUUUUCUUUAGAGAGUUCAGGUUCACUUCUGAGGUUCCAAUCCGACUGGAUUAUCAUGGGAAACACAUGGCCAUGGAGCAGGGUACUUUUGCUGGCAUAGUAAUUGGACUAACGCAGCUGAACUGCUCUGAGCUCAAACUGCGGAGACUCUGCUACAGACAAGGACUUUUGGGUGUAGAUAAGCUCUUUUCUUAUGCCAUUAAUGAGUGGCUCAGUGAUAUUAAAAAGAACCAGUUGCCUGGACUGCUUGGUGGGGUGGGACCCAUACACUCCUUGGUGCAGCUUGUCCAGGGCAUUAGGGAUCUAGUGUGGCUGCCUAUAGAGCAAUAUCGGAAGGAUGGACGGAUAGUGCGAGGAUUUCAGCGAGGUACUGCCUCAUUCGGGACCUCCACUGCAAUGGCAGCCCUGGAGCUUACCAAUCGCAUGGUGCGAACUAUCCAGGCAGCUGCAGAAACUGCGUAUGACAUGGUGGCUCCAGUGAUAGAUGAGAGAGAAUGCAAAAAGGUCAAACGAUACUCACAUUUUCGAUUGGCGCAUCAGCCUGUGGACCUCCGAGAAGGUGUAGCCAAGGCAUACAGUGUAGUGAAAGAGGGCAUCACAGACACGGCUUUAACGAUUUACGACACAGCCACCCGUGAGCAUGAGCAGAGGGGAAUGACCGGUGCAGUGGGUGGAGUCUUACGCCAGCUGCCUCCUGCUGUUGUUAAACCUUUAAUUGUUGCUACAGAAGCCACCUCCAAUGUACUAGGAGGCAUGAGGAACCAGAUUCACCCAGAUGCUCGCCAGGAGGAAUCACAGAAAUGGCGUCUGGGAGAAGAGUAAUCGAUCUUGUGUUCUUUCUGUCUGAGGCUGACGGUGUUGCCAAACAUGGUGUUAUAACUAAAGCAACACGUCGCAGUCUUUUUUGAUAGACUCAGCUCGGCUGACUGGCCUGUUUGUAACUUGUGUCCACGUUUUGCUGCUUACUGUUUUAUUUAAGACCAUGGUAACGUCUUACUGGUAGACAGAGACCAUGGCAGUAAAACCCUAGCUUCAGAUCAGCUGUUAAUGGAUAACUGGAUUUACCUUUUUUUUUCAGCAGCCCUGGUCCCUUAUAUUUAAUGACUCAAAGGCUGCAGCCCUGGAGACAUGCAUUGUUGGUUUACUGAAGUAGAUUAACUUGAUGAAUCUGAAAACUUGUCAGUUUUGUGUCAGUCUGUAAACUGGCAUGUCUUGCCCCACCGAGGCUAUGCCCAUGCUGUGGUUUCAGUUCCGACUUGGCCUACGUUUAUAUGUUACUGAAUUUGACACAGAUGUGAUGUUAUAAUGCAACCUUUGUCUGGAAUUCAUGUAGCUUUAUGUCUGUCCACAUCCACAUUCAUCAUUGGUUCAGUCACAUUUGGCAAGAUCUAUAUGAAUUAAUGUUGAGUAGAAGAGAACACGAGACAGUACCUGGUUUUAGCAGGUACUUAGCCUAUAAUGUGCUGCAUAAAAGUAACACACUCACCCAUGAUUAAUGCAACUAGAGAUUGACUCAAAGUGAUCCAACAUCAUGUUUUGUGCAUAAACAUCGGUUGAGGAGCAUGAUGUGAGCUCAGAACAGUCAGAAUAUUGCUCAAAAGACUUGUAGUGCCUUCAUAAGAUUAUAAUGAAAUGUUAAUUAGUUAGAUUUCUUUAAACCUGACAUUAAAAAGGAAUAAAGUACAAUAGUUUUUCACUUCAGUUUUUUGCCUGAACACGGUAAGAACAUUUGUUAAAAGCCAUUAGAAAUGCCAUAGCAAGGAAGGAAGGAUUUUAAGGGAAAAUAUAAAAGGAAAGGAAUGUUUGUUUGUUUUUUAUUAAUUAUAUCCUGAUUGGUCAUUUGAUGAGUAAUUUCCACAUAUACUUUCUGCUGUAAGACUACUUGAUAAAUUGUUAAAUAUUUGUAAUAAGAAAGGUUGCUUGAAAUCUGUCCAUUUUCAACCUGCUGUAAGAAAAAGCUCUUGACGUUUCCAUGUUUUAAUUUGGUAAAUGCAGUAAGCUUAUAUUCAUCUCCAAAAUAUUUGGUGUUUUUGGUUAGCUGCUUAAUAUGUGUUUGCUUUUGUGACAUUCCGUGGCAUCUGUAGCAAUGAAACAUAUAUUACAUGGCCAUCCUUAUACAUAUCAAAUGUGAAUAUGUGUGUAUAGAUUGUGUAGUUGUGCAUUAUAUAAAUGCUCUCUGGAUUUGCAUUUUUGGGUAUGAUAUUUGGGAAACUGAUACCUGAAACCGAUUUGCUAUAUACGGCCGAGAGAAAAUGGCUUCCGACAUCCCUUUGUUUGUACAUAUAUGUAAAAUUAAUUUGUGCGGUUUACACGAAAGCAUGUGUUCUCUAUAAUAAACUGUUUAAUGUCCAGCA
Tachysurus vachellii is the source of this 8112-nucleotide messenger RNA. RefSeq names its product autophagy related 2B (gene atg2b). The transcript is spliced from 43 exons. NCBI's taxonomy places the organism in Eukaryota, Metazoa, Chordata, Actinopteri, Siluriformes, Bagridae. Gene Ontology annotation, molecular function: phosphatidylinositol-3-phosphate binding. The coding region runs from base 356 to 6580 and encodes 2074 amino acids. Gene Ontology annotation, biological process: autophagy of mitochondrion; reticulophagy; piecemeal microautophagy of the nucleus. Gene Ontology annotation, cellular component: extrinsic component of membrane; phagophore assembly site. The record is from RefSeq and is a predicted model, not a curated record.